Molecule: messenger RNA, 438 nt
Organism: Heterobasidion irregulare TC 32-1
Lineage: Eukaryota; Fungi; Basidiomycota; Agaricomycetes; Russulales; Bondarzewiaceae
Exons: 3
Coding region: 1-438 (145 amino acids)
Biological process (GO): protein import into nucleus
Source: RefSeq, a predicted model, not a curated record
AUGCGAGAGGAGUGUGCCGAGUCUGCGAAGGCCAAGUACAAGACCAAAGUCAUCGCUCACGGCGAGUCGCUUCGGGACCUCGAAGGCUUAAAGCUGCAGUUGUCGAAGCUUCAGAUCGAGGCGUGGACACACCUGACCGCUGCGGAGACUACCCAAGCCAAGUUGGCGUCGUCUGAGUCUAGCUGGGGUCAGCAGAGGGAGGCCCUCGACAAGGAGAUCGCUAAUUUGACUGCUAGGCAAGUCAUUCCUGUUGGUCCCGCGCGCGAUAGGGAUGCAGGCUCUGCGCCGCCUGCAGAGACCGAGCCCGCUGGCGACGUGGACGAGAUGUUUGCGCCAGGUGAUCUCGUACUUGUGGAGGUAGAAGAAUUUCAUCGACAUGCAGCUUGCGAUGAGCAAGCAAGAGGACACUCGCUUGAAGCUUCAGGCAAUCCGCUUUAG